Molecule: messenger RNA, 3725 nt
Organism: Polyodon spathula (Mississippi paddlefish)
Lineage: Eukaryota; Metazoa; Chordata; Actinopteri; Acipenseriformes; Polyodontidae
Product: tyrosine-protein phosphatase non-receptor type 9-like
Exons: 13
Coding region: 58-2142 (694 amino acids)
Biological process (GO): protein dephosphorylation
Molecular function (GO): protein tyrosine phosphatase activity
Source: RefSeq, a predicted model, not a curated record
UGAUAGCGAGGCUGUGGGCGGGACUGCCCCAGUGCUGUUGCUGACUGAGGCUGCAAGAUGGCGGAGCGUCUCACAGCCCAAGAGGAAUUGACAGUAGAAGAGUUUUUCACAGAACUGAAAAAUAGGGAGCAGCCCAAUGUCGUCUUGGUGUCCCAAAACACUGCUGUGAAAUUUUUGAUUGCAAGAAAGUUUGAUGUAUCUCGAGCCAUUGAUUUAUUCCAGGCAUAUAAAAAUACAAGAUUAAAAGAAGGCAUUUACAAUAUCAAUCCUGAUGAAGAGCCUCUACGUUCAGAACUGCUGAGUGGCAAAUUUACUGUUUUACCUGGAAGAGAUGCUAAAGGAGCAGCUCUAGCCUUGUUCACUGCCAGGUUACAUAGACCUGAUGUUACUACACAUAAAGCAGUACUUCAGGCUAUAAUCUAUCAACUGGACAGAGCAAUUGAAAGUGUAGAGACACAGCGAGAUGGCCUAAUUUUCAUCUAUGAUAUGACCAGUUCAACAUAUGGAAACUUUGAUUACGAACUCUGUGUGAAAAUCUUGAAUCUUCUAAAGGGUGCAUUUCCUGCAAGGCUGAAGUGCGUAUUCAUUGUUUCAUCUCCUUUGUGGUUUCGAGCACCAUUUGCUGUUCUCAGGCUUUUUGUGAGGGAGAAGCUAAGAGAGAGGGUCUGCACUGUGAAAGCUCAUGAGCUGGCAAACCACAUACCAAUGGAAUCGUUGCCAGAGCAUCUUGGAGGAUCUUCUAAGUACAGCCAUGUAGCUUGGAUCCAAGCUUGUGUAAAUUCCACCCAAGACCAGCAGAAAGGGGAUUGCAUGGACAGUCUUUUUCACUCCUACACCUUGGAGCAGAAUCCUGCUAGUGAUGGACUGAACUCAAAUUGUAGUCCCCAGACUGUGACUGACAACACCAAACAGCAACAUAAUCAUUAUUGUGAAAACUGGACUAGCAACUUCCAUGCUGAUCCCAGUUCUUUGGGCAAUUUGCAGAACUGGAAUGGUUCUGUGGUGACUGUGAACUAUGACGGAGCUGACGAUUUUAGUGUCAACACAAACGGUCGCAAGCCUCCUCCACAGUCAGAAACCCCACCAGACACGCCUUUACACAAGCAUGCCUCUGAAGAGCUAGCUGUUCCCCCACUGCCACAGAAAUCCCGUCCAUUGCCUUCAGUGAUGGAGAUGUCCAUUCAUUUGCCAGAGGAUGGAGGGUUGCAUAUUCAGGAACUUGUACAGCAUAUAAAAAGGAAAAAGAAGAAAGGUAUAUAUCAAGAGUAUGAAGAAAUCAGGAAAGAACCUCCAUCUGGAACAUUUGAUUACUCCAAGAAGCCUUUCAAUCAGAUCAAAAACCGGUACAGUGAUGUUCUCUGUUUGGACCAGUCCAGAGUAAAACUAAAUGUUGUGGAUGAUGAUGAUGAGACAUCUGACUAUAUCAAUGCAAGUUUUAUGGAUGGAUAUAAAAGAAAGAAUGCUUACAUCGCCGCGCAGGGUCCUUUGCCAAAAACAUUUGUUGACUUCUGGCGUAUGGUAUGGGAACAAAAGGUUUUAAUUAUUGUAAUGACAACAAGAGUUGUGGAAAGGGGUAGAAUAAAAUGUGGACAAUACUGGCCACUUGAAGUUGGGCAGACUGAAGAAUAUGGGCAGUUUUUAAUUAGAAAUAUUCAUAUAGAGAUGUUUCAAGACUUCAAGCUUUCCCAUUUAGAAGUUUACAACAAGGAGACCGGAGAGAGCAGAGAUAUUGCACACUAUCUGUAUAUGAGUUGGCCUGAUUUUGGUGUACCAAAAUCUGCCUCUGCCAUGCUAGAUUUCAGAUCCCAGGUAAAACAGCAUCAGGAAGCAGCAUUUCAGGCUUUUGGAUCUGAAUGGACUGGUCCCCCUGGAGGUCCACCUAUUAUUGUUCAUUGCAGUGCGGGAAUUGGAAGAACAGGUACCUUUUGCACUCUUGACAUCUGUCUGUCCAGACUGGAGGAUAUUGGCACAGUUGAUGUCAACCAGACAGUGAAGAGAAUGAGAACUCAACGUGCAUUUAGUAUUCAGACCUGGGAUCAGUAUUACUUUUGUUACAUGGCUGUCUUAGAGUAUGCACAAAGGAGAGGCUUACUUGCUCCAGUGGAAUGGUCCGAUUCAGACUUGGAGACGGACAGUGAGUAAGACAGGACUUUUGAUGGGAGAGGUCUCCUGUUGCUGUACUUGUGGAUUCUGUUACAUGUAAGGUGUAUACUUAAGUGUCAGCUCUACAGUUUAUAAAGCUUUUGUCACAAAGGAGUUCAAGAACUUGCAUAUGGGAAUGACAAACUUGAAACCAACUUUUUGUUUGUGCUUGAAGUGUAUUCAAAACAUAAAAAAAACUUGAACAUGGAUCUUAAGCAUUCUUUAUUAAAUGGGAAGUUAAUAUAAAUUAUGGCCUCUAUUAUAACGGUGUCAGUGUAGUUUUGUCUGCCUCUGUCGUUCAUUAUUUCUUUUUUUUUCUUUUUUUACUUUUCUCAGUGUCAGUGAUUUGUUACAUAAACUAACCCAAAAGCCAAAGGUAGUACCUAGAUUGCUCAAGUCUUCUUAGCAAUUAGCAGCAGCGCUAUAUAUUUCUGUAACAUACAUUUAUAUUGUGCAUAGAAGUUUUGACAAGCAUUUCAUAUGCUAGACAUGACAUUUGCAAGCAUGUACCGGAUAAGCUUAUUAUAACAAAUAACAUUGUGUUGUUGAUCAGGUCUUUUAAUGCAAACUCUACAUUUCUAGAAAACAUGCAGAAGUUGGCCUUAACAUUUUUGUCGUUCAAACUUCCAUGAUGUAUUAUAUACAAAAGGUAUUUUAGGAGCUUUUUUUUAUUUUUUAUUACUCAACCUGACACUACAAAGUGCAGUGUUUUGUUUAGUGGUCAACACUGCCUUACAUAUAUGUGCCUUUAAUUUAUCUGUAGCACAAUGUCUCCAAUACAUACUAGCAACUGACGUAUACUUGCGUACCAGGAUUGAAUAUUUUUGUAAUCUCAGGGGUAAAUUUAUUGUUGCUAAUUUUAAAUUUAAUUUCUCUUGGUUUAGCUCUGUUAAUUAUGCCAUUUGCAGAAUAGAAUUUUGUUAUGUUUUUGGUCAUUUCUGUAUUUUAUAUGCUGUUUAAUUCAGUUUAUUUAUGUGGCUUUGUAAAUGUUGACAGUAUUAAUAAAUGAUUGUUGGUACGAUGCUAAAAAAGAAAACAGCAUUUUGCUUCUACAACAACAAAAAAAAAAACACAGGUUCGUUCUUGUCUUCCUGAAGUUACUUGGAAGUCUUUUCAGUGAACUGAACAUGGGAUUUUGGAUCAAACAAGAUUCAGAAAAGCAAUUUACAAAGUUAUACAUCCUCCUACAUCAAGCAUAGUGGAUUUCAGAACUUAAACAUUUUUAUUUGCCAGUACCAUAAUAAUUCAUAUGGGGGUGUAGAUAGAGAAUUUUUACAAGGCAAAUAACUUGUCAAAUUUCAUAUUAUGUUUUAUCAUUCCCAGCUGGGGAUAAAAUCCCCUGCGAAAGGCGUAAGUGUGUUUGUAUGUAACUUACACUUCACACAUGUUUCCAUAUAUCCAGAGAACCACUUCAGCAAUUGUCAUGAAACUUUCUAUUAACAAUAUUUAGGAUAUGUUGGUCAGAUUCUGGGUAAAAAUCUAAAUAAAAACGUUGGUUUUUUAAAAGUUCAAAGUUGAGUAUGGGCUCCAGAAUUGCUCUGGUUUAACUUAUGCAAGCAUUUGUGUAAAAGUACAUCAUUCAU